Messenger RNA from Plectropomus leopardus (leopard coralgrouper), 1261 nucleotides. RefSeq lists its product as uncharacterized. NCBI's taxonomy places the organism in Eukaryota, Metazoa, Chordata, Actinopteri, Perciformes, Serranidae. The record is from RefSeq and is a predicted model, not a curated record. Gene Ontology annotation, molecular function: DNA-binding transcription factor activity.
GAUGCCAUGGGUGUGUAGUAGCAUGAGUCUGGCAGAUUUUUUGGUUUAUUUUUUUAUGUUACUUUUCGGUUUUUCGGUUUGUAUCAUUGCGGUCCAGAGGUGUGAUAACUUUGCUUAGUUGAGUGUUUUAUGAAGGGAGAGGAGAGAGCGUUUAUCACUCACAAUGACAAAGAAAUUUAAUAACUCCGCUGAGUUAGACUCUUUUAUUAAAGGAGUGGAGGAGGAGUCGAAGACUAAAUUCAUCACUUACAGCGUGGACCGGCAUUACAAUGACAAAGAUUGGGAACCUUUACCCGUUAACCGGGUCUACUGGCAGUGGGCUGGUGGCUCUGGGAUGCCGGCCAUUGAAUUUACUGGGAUCCCAUUUAUGUUUGUGGGGAUGAAAAAGCUUGUCUGCCAUCAAGGGAAAGACCUCGCCUUAGCCCAGAAGCAGAGGUAUGCGGCGGAAAAGGCUAAAAAGAUGAUGGUGGACUGCAGUUUGGGCAGCCACAGAUCUCUCAGGCAAGACACAAAAAAAGUGGGAUGCCCGGCAGCCAUAUCGAUCAGCAAGAUUGCAACAUUCCCUGAAUUUAAGGUGAUGGAAAACAGGGAAUGGAGUAAGAAGACAACUUCCAAGAUGCUGAGAGCGGCUUUGGAGAGAGAUCCAGUUGUAUGGGAAACACGCUACGCUGUCUCACACCAAAGUGAGCAUGCUGGACACGCAACAGGCUGUAGUUUGCCCAAACGCAGACGUGCGAGGAAAACAGAUCUGAGGAGGACAUGUGUCAAACUCACCGAACAGAUCAUGGAAAAAAUCUAUAUCACUGAGGACCAACACACCCUAAAGGAGCUUUCACAAAAACUAACCACUCUGCUGAAAGACCUCACACCUCAGACCAGGAAUGAGGACGGGAUGCCGCUGCAUCUACAAGCAAAGAGGGUCCGAGUUUCAUCAGACGUACCCGUAACAACCCCAUCGCCUCAGAGGUCCAUUUGAAGACCCCCAUCCAGCUACACUGGCAGAGCGGGAGCUCACACCAAAAGCAUGCAGUACGCCCACAAAGUGCCUGUAGAUCCAGCCGUCGUCUCCCCCGACCCCCCCUCCCUUUCUCUGUUUUGAGUUGUGCUAAAUAAAGACGAGGCUGUUUGCGUCGUCCUUCACAGAAUCCUGAGCGCCAGAAUAUUAAGGACCCGUCAUUUAGUCUACGUUGGGGAUAUGGAUUCAUAGCAUGUAGCACUACUUUUAUUGUUGUCAAAUAAAUGUAUCUGACCAAUUUGAAAA